AGCAAAGUUGACGAUUGCGGGGACCAGACGGUAUGGAACGUGGUGAACUAAAGGUGUGAAGUGUAUUGAUUUAGACGUAAGGAGUGUGGAGAUCUAAAGAAGGAGCAGUAGACGUGACAACGAUGCAUACGGACGACAUCAUCGAGGCCGUCGGAGGCAUGUCCUGGUUCCAGAUCCUCAUAGUUGUGUUCAUAUUCGGUCCAAAGAUAUUGACAGCGUGGGGGAUGUUGAUGAUGUCGUUUGCAGGGACAACUCCAGAUUGGUGGUGUGUCCCAACCACAGCGUCUUCUGUUGAUGAGACCUAUUUCAGAAACAACGAAACUUUCAAAUUGUGUCCCACCUCGGACAACAUCACCUGCCAGAUUGUGUUCAGUCAGGAUAAAAGCACCAUCGUCAGUCAGUGGGAUUUAACCUGUGAUGAAAAAAUGCUCAAUCCCCUUGUCACAUCAAUACAAAUGGGCGGGGUAUUCGUGGGAGCAUUUGUUGGUGGACAAUUCGCUGACGUCAUCGGCCGGAAGUGGACUUACUACGUCUGUCUGGUCCUUCAAGGUGGAUUUAAUCUGGUUGCAGCGUUCUCUGUUAACUGGCAAAUGUUUGCAGCCUUACGUUUUCUAAUCGGGGUGAUGAUUGGCUCUCUCCAGGUGGUAAGCUACCCGUAUUUUAUGGAGUUUCUCGGUAGGAAAUGGCGCCCCCUGGCCUCAUCAAUACCUAUCUGGGUGACAGGUGUCUGUAUAUUUGCUCUGUCCAUCUGGCUGAGACCUGACUGGUCGCAUCAACACAUCAUCGUAGCUGCACUUCAUCUGCCCUUCUUCGCGGGAUGGUUCUUUGUCCCAGAGAGUCUUCGCUGGCUGGCUGUGAAGGGUCGGACUGAAGACGCUGAGAAGGUUGUGGAUCAGAUGAGCCGUUACAACAAGAGAGAGAAGCCCGCAAACACACUGCUGCUGCUGAAACAGGUGGCGGAAGAGGAGAAGAAACUGAGAGCGUCUGGCAGCAAGUACACCUACCUGGAUAUAUACAGGCCCUGGAGCAUGUGCUGGAAGUCUCUCAUCAUACAGUUUGUAUGGGCGGGUAUGUCCCUGGUGUACUAUGGGAUAUCGUUCGGCGCAGGAAGACUCUCGGGGAACCUGUACCUGAACAUCUUUCUACUGGCCGUGGUGGAGGUGCCAACCAGUGUAUUGACUUUCUUCACAAACAACAAAUUUGGUAGAAAGUGGACAGCGGUCGCGUUCUUUGGUAUUGCAGCUGCAGGUGCCUUUGGAGUUGCAGUCAUUACGAAAACAGUGUCGGAAGACGAACAAGGAACCAUCAUCAACGUCUUGGCUCUGUUGACCAAACUUGGAGUUGGUGCUGCUUGGUGUGCCCACGGUGUACUGGCGAGUGAGACGUACCCCACUGUCAUAAGAAACCUUGGUUACGGAGCAGCUAGUACCGCAGCCCGACUUGGGGGCACGAUAGCUCCAUACGUCUUUGCAAUGGGAGGUGAUGACCUCGUGGUACCUUUCGUCAUCGUUGGCUCGAUAAUGACCGCCUGUGGAGUGUUAACUGUUGUCCUGAAGGACACGAAUGGGCAGCCCAUGGCCGAUACAAUGAAGGGUCAGGAGAACACGUGGGACGAUGCGAUGAUGGCGGCGACUCCAAUGGUCACGGAGAAAACGAAGUUUUGACCAGUGUGUUUGGAAUGAAUUAGUCAGGCAGUUGUAGACCGAGGGGUCUUUGAGGUGUCAAUAACUAGGAUAAACAUUUUAGUGUCAUAAGGAUCUGUGGUACAAGGAUUGUAGUGUCUAUAGCCAUUAAUGGCACGAGGAUGUUACUGCCUGUAUCCAUUGAUUGCACGAAGACUGGAGUGUCUGUAUCAACUAGUGGUCAUUGGUGUCUAUAUCUGUUCGUAACAAUAUUUCUUGUAAAGGUUUAUGACCAAUAAUAAAAGAUAUGUCAUUGUAUGACUGCGUGAUGACAAUAUGGUUAUAAAACUACUUAUGAUCUAAAGAAUGAAGUACUUCAUCGUAACAAACCACAUGCGGAGUGUUUGUCAAUAUAUUGUCUAUAAACGUUAAUACUUCCA
This is a messenger RNA of Haliotis rubra (blacklip abalone), 2062 nucleotides long. RefSeq names its product solute carrier family 22 member 15-like. Gene Ontology annotation, molecular function: transmembrane transporter activity. The coding region runs from base 123 to 1664 and encodes 513 amino acids. The transcript is spliced from 9 exons. NCBI's taxonomy places the organism in Eukaryota, Metazoa, Mollusca, Gastropoda, Lepetellida, Haliotidae. The record is from RefSeq and is a predicted model, not a curated record. Gene Ontology annotation, cellular component: membrane. Gene Ontology annotation, biological process: transmembrane transport.